CGCCGCCCUUCAUCGACCUCCACCCAUUGGAUUUUAGGAAUAAAGAUUCCUGUUGGGAAAUAUUCCCCCAAUUCCCCCCCUCCUCCUCCCAACAACAAUCUGGUCGAUCACUCCCGCCAAACCAAAACAAAAACACAGUUCAGUUCGAUCCCAAUCCGAUCCCACAAAAACAGAGAAAGAACCCAACACCACCCCAGUUCAGUUCGAUCGCCGUUUGCCAAUCACCCAGACCGGAAGGAAACGAUGGCUUUCAACCUAGCUCAGAGCCCCGCCGCCGCGGCGUCCCUCGCGCCCGGCACCCCUCGCUGCGCGCCGCCGCCGGCGCCCGCGUCCGUCUCCGUGAGGAAGGCCGGCAGCGCGCCGUCGGGCAGCCUUAGGCUGCAGAGGCAGGCGUGCUGCGAGCCGUUGGUGGCGCCGGCGCGUCCCGUGGCGUGCCGGGCCGCGGCGGCGGCGGCGGCGGCCGAGCGCGCCUCGAGGAGGAGUGCAGGGGUGCCGGUGUUCGUCAUGAUGCCGCUCGACACCGUCAAGAAGUGCGGCACCACGCUGAACCGCCGGAAGGCCGUCCAGGCGAGCCUGGCGGCGCUCAAGAGCGCGGGCGUCGAGGGCGUCAUGGUGGACGUGUGGUGGGGCAUCGCCGAGAGCGACGGCCCCGGGAGGUACAACUUCGCGGGGUACAUGGAGCUCAUGGAGAUGGCGCGAAAGACGGGGCUCAAGGUCCAGGCCGUCAUGUCCUUCCACCAGUGCGGCGGCAAUGUCGGCGACUCCGUCACCAUCCCGCUGCCGCGCUGGGUCCUGGAGGAGAUGGAGAAGGACCGGGACCUCUGCUACACCGACCAGUGGGGCGGCCGCAACUGCGAGUACGUCUCGCUCGGCUGUGACGCCAUGCCCGUCCUCAAGGGCCGCACCCCCGUCGAGUGCUACACCGACUUCAUGCGCGCCUUCCGCGACCACUUCGCCGUCUACCUCGGCAACACCAUCGUCGAAAUCCAAGUCGGCAUGGGCCCCGCCGGCGAGCUGCGCUACCCGUCCUACCCGGAGAGCAACGGCACCUGGAGGUUCCCCGGCAUCGGCGCCUUCCAAUGCAACGACAGGUACAUGCUUAGCAGCCUGAAGGCGGCGGCGGCGGCGGCCGGCAAGCCGGAGUGGGGCCACGGCGGGCCGACCGACGCCGGCAGCUACAACAACUGGCCGGAGGACACCAUCUUCUUCCGCCGCGAGAACGGCGGGUGGAGCACCGAGUACGGCGACUUCUUCCUGUCGUGGUACUCGCGGAUGCUCCUGGAGCACGGUGACCGCGUCCUCACCGGCGCGACGUCCGUGUUCUCCGCCUCGCCCGUCGAGAUCUCCGUGAAGGUGGCCGGCAUCCACUGGCACUACGGCACCCGGUCGCACGCGCCGGAGCUCACCGCGGGGUACUACAACACGCGGCACCGCGACGGGUACCUCCCCAUCGCGCGCCUGCUGGCGCGCCACGGCGCCGUGCUCAACUUCACCUGCGUGGAGAUGCGCGACCACGAGCAGCCGCGGGACGCGCAGUGCAUGCCCGAGGCGCUGGUGCGGCAGGUGGGCGCCGCGGCGCGCGCCGCCGGCGUGGGCCUGGCCGGCGAGAACGCGCUCCCCCGGUACGACGGCACGGCGCACGACCAGGUGGUGGCCACGGCCGCCGAGCGCGCCGCCGAGGACCGGAUGGUGGCGUUCACGUACCUGCGCAUGGGCGCCGACCUCUUCCACCCGGACAACUGGCACCGGUUCGCCGCCUUCGUGCGCCGCAUGAGCGGCGCCGGGUCGUGCCGGGAGACCGCGGAGCGGGAGGCGCGCGGCGUGGCGCAGGCCACCGGGUUGCUGGUGCGCGAGGCCGCCGUCGCGCUGCGGAGCUGACCGCGACCGAAUCCGAUCGCUUUGUGUAGGGGUUGGGAGGGAGCUCGGGGUUUGGCUUUCCUUGGGAGGGAAGCGCGCUCGGAGAUCGAGAGCGAGCGAUCUCUCGAGCAGGCUACGCGUUGACGAGAUUGUGACGAGGCCGGGAGGGAUAGGGAGGGGAGGACAAAAAAGAUGUCUUUUUUUUUUGUCACGUUACAGGCUCCGACGGUCGCCGGAGCUUGUUGGGGGAAUAUGACCAUCUCCGGCAGAAAUCCGUAGAAACCGCUGUGUUCUUGCACGAAACUGGCUGAUUCGGUGCUGCUUCCAAACAGUCUUGUUUCUCCUCUUAUCUGCUCUGCUCUGCUGCGCGCUGUUGCUUGGCCGGACGAUAGGCUGCUAGAGGUCGACGGCCUGAGUCUGAGCCGGCCGCAACUUUCUUUUGGAUGUCUGUAAAUCUCUAUUUCAAUAGAAAGGAAAAUUGCAUCCAUUCAAA
This is a messenger RNA of Panicum hallii, 2350 nucleotides long. Its product is annotated as beta-amylase 1, chloroplastic-like. NCBI's taxonomy places the organism in Eukaryota, Viridiplantae, Streptophyta, Magnoliopsida, Poales, Poaceae. Gene Ontology annotation, biological process: polysaccharide catabolic process. The transcript has 3 exons. Gene Ontology annotation, molecular function: beta-amylase activity. The record is from RefSeq and is a predicted model, not a curated record. Bases 244 to 1878 code for a protein of 544 amino acids.